Canis lupus familiaris (dog) is the source of this 10142-nucleotide messenger RNA. It is a transcript of the gene ADCY1, whose product is annotated as adenylate cyclase 1. The transcript is spliced from 20 exons. Gene Ontology annotation, biological process: intracellular signal transduction; cAMP biosynthetic process; adenylate cyclase-activating G protein-coupled receptor signaling pathway. Gene Ontology annotation, cellular component: plasma membrane. NCBI's taxonomy places the organism in Eukaryota, Metazoa, Chordata, Mammalia, Carnivora, Canidae. The record is from RefSeq and is a predicted model, not a curated record. Gene Ontology annotation, molecular function: adenylate cyclase activity. Bases 199 to 2922 code for a protein of 907 amino acids.
GACCAGGGCGUGUGGCAGCUGCUGCUGGUCACCUUCGUGUCCUACGCCCUGCUGCCCGUGCGCAGCCUGCUGGCCGUCGGCUUCGGGCUCGCGGUGGCCGCCUCGCACCUGCUCAUCACCGCCACCCUGGCGCCCGCCAAACGCCCGCGCCUCUGGAGGACGCUCGGAGCCAACGCCCUGCUUUUCCUCAGCGUGAACAUGUACGGGGUCUUCGUGAGGGUCCUGGCCGAGCGCUCCCAAAGGAAAGCCUUCCUGCAGGCCCGCAGCUACAUUGAAGACCGGCUGAGGCUGGAGGACGAGAAUGAGAAGCAGGAGCGGCUGCUUAUGAGCCUUCUGCCCCGGAAUGUUGCCAUGGAGAUGAAGGAGGACUUCCUGAAGCCCCCCGAAAGGAUUUUCCACAAGAUUUAUAUCCAGCGGCAUGACAAUGUGAGCAUCCUCUUCGCGGACAUCGUGGGCUUCACGGGCUUGGCGUCACAGUGCACCGCGCAGGAGUUGGUCAAGCUCCUCAACGAGCUCUUCGGCAAGUUUGAUGAACUGGCCACGGAGAACCACUGUCGCCGCAUCAAGAUCCUUGGCGACUGUUAUUACUGCGUGUCCGGCCUCACCCAGCCCAAGACCGACCAUGCCCACUGCUGCGUGGAGAUGGGCCUGGACAUGAUCGAUACCAUCACGUCGGUGGCCGAGGCCACUGAGGUGGAUCUGAACAUGCGUGUGGGGCUGCACACCGGCAGGGUCCUCUGCGGGGUCCUCGGCCUGCGCAAGUGGCAGUACGACGUGUGGUCCAACGACGUGACCCUGGCCAACGUCAUGGAGGCCGCCGGCCUGCCCGGGAAAGUCCACAUCACGAAGACGACGCUGGCGUGUUUGAACGGUGACUAUGAGGUGGAGCCGGGUCAUGGGCACGAGAGGAACAGCUUCCUGAAAGCUCACAACAUCGAAACGUUCUUCAUUGUGCCGUCUCACCGGCGGAAGAUAUUCCCAGGGCUCAUCCUGUCCGACAUCAAGCCAGCCAAGAGGAUGAAAUUCAAGACCGUGUGCUACCUGCUGGUUCAGCUCAUGCACUGCCGGAAGAUGUUCAAGGCGGAGAUCCCGUUCUCCAACGUCAUGACGUGUGAGGAUGACGACAAGCGGAGGGCAUUGAGAACCGCAUCGGAGAAACUCAGAAACCGCUCAUCGUUCUCUGCAAACGUCGUCUACACCACGCCGGGCACGCGCGUCAACAGGUACAUCGGCCGCCUCCUGGAAGCGCGCCAGAUGGAGCUGGAGAUGGCAGACCUGGACUUCUUCACCCUGAAGUACAAGCAGGCUGAGCGCGAGCGCAAGUACCACCAGCUCCAGGACGAGUAUUUCACCAGUGCCGUUGUGCUGGCGCUCAUCCUCACCGCCCUUUUCGGCCUCGUCUACCUUCUCAUCAUCCCGCAGAACGUGGUUGUCCUCUUGCUCCUGGUAUUCUGCAUCUGCUUCCUGGUGGCCUGCGUCCUGUACCUGCACAUCACUCGGGUCCAGUGUUUUCCCGGAUGCCUGACCAUCCAGAUCCGCACCGUCUUGUGUAUUUUCAUAGUGGUCUUGAUCUACUCCGUGGCCCAAGGAUGUGUGGUGGGCUGUCUGCCCUGGGCCUGGAGCUCCAGCCCAAACAGGACCCUGGUGGUCCUGACGCCCGGCGGCCAGAGCGCACUGCUGCCCGCUGCGCCCUGCGAGUCUGCGCCCCAUGCUCUGCUCUGCGGCCUGGUGGGCACGCUCCCACUGGCCAUCUUCCUGCGAGUGUCCUCCCUGCCCAAAAUGAUCCUGCUCCUCGUGCUCACCGCAUCCUACAUCCUGGUCCUGGAGCUCAGCGGCUACACCCGGGCCUCGGGGGGCAGCGCGGUGUCCGGGCGCAGCUUCGAGCCCAUCAUGGCCAUCCUGCUGUUCUCGUGCACGCUGGCCCUGCACGCCCGGCAGGUGGACGUCAAGCUGCGGCUGGACUACCUCUGGACGGCACAGGCAGAGGAAGAGAGGGAUGACAUGGAGAGGGUGAAGCUGGACAACAAGAGGAUUCUCUUCAACCUCCUGCCGGCCCACGUAGCUCAGCACUUCCUCAUGUCCAACCCCCGGAACAUGGACCUGUACUACCAGUCCUACUCGCAGGUGGGCGUCAUGUUCGCCUCCAUCCCCAACUUUGACGACUUCUACAUCGAGCUGGAUGGCAACAACAUGGGCGUGGAGUGUCUGCGCCUCCUGAAUGAGAUCAUCGCUGACUUUGACGAGCUCAUGGACAAAGACUUUUACAAGGACCUGGAGAAGAUCAAGACCAUCGGGAGCACCUACAUGGCUGCGGUGGGGCUGGCACCCACAACCGGGACCAAGGCAAAGAAGUGCAUCUCCUCCCACCUCAGCACGCUGGCGGACUUCGCCAUUGAGAUGUUCGACGUCCUGGAUGAAAUCAACUACCAGUCUUACAACGACUUCGUGCUCCGCGUCGGCAUCAACGUGGGCCCUGUGGUGGCCGGGGUGAUCGGGGCCCGAAGGCCACAGUACGACAUCUGGGGAAACACGGUCAACGUGGCCAGUCGGAUGGACAGCACCGGCGUUCAGGGCAGAAUCCAGGUGACGGAGGAGGUUCACCGGCUGCUGCGAAGGGGCACGUACCGCUUCGUGUGCCGCGGGAAGGUCAGCGUGAAAGGCAAGGGCGAGAUGCUUACGUACUUCCUGGAAGGCCGGACUGAUGGGAACGGCUCCCAGGCCAGGUCCUUGGGCGCAGAGCGGAAGAUGUGCGCUUACGGGCGAGCCGGCCUCCAGGCCAGACUGGCCACGGGCCCGCCCCCAGUGGCCCCCAUGGCCGGCCUCCCGGUCCGAGCUGGGCUGGGGGCUCUGCAGGGCUCGGGGCUUCCCCCAUGCCCCCACGGCCAGCACCUGCCCCCCAGAGCAGCGGGGAAGGAGGCUUAGCGGAACCCACGCCGGCUGCUGGGGCUGAGGCGCUCCAGCAGGGACCAGCCCGGCCCACGGAGCAGGGCCAGGGGCCACGCUGGGCCGCAGAAGGGGUGCCGCCCGGGCGUGACCCGAAGCAGCCGGGCAGUGACGGGCGAGGGGGAGCCCUGCCCGCCUGGAUGCUGAGGCUUUCAGGGGACCGUGCCGGCUCGGUCCUGUCUUCCGUGGGGUUGGCUCGGCGUCUGACGUUGAGACCCUGAGAACAUCCUUUGCAGCUGCUGGCUUCGGUUCCGCCGAGCCGUGGAGCCGUGGCCGGGAGAGCGGGAGCAAGGCCUGCGUGUGGCCUGCGGCAGCCGGGGGCGGGGGGCUGGCUCUGUGACGAGCGACUCGGUGGGAACAGAGAAGCCCCGCUGCACAGACGGGGGCGCCGGCCUCCUUCGGGACCCGUGUUUGCUGAGAGCCAGAGGCAGGUCUUCUGGAAUUCUUGGGGUCCCAAGCCGCGCCUCCGUGUCACGACCAGCAUCCUGCUCUGCCCGCCGUUCUGCGUUGCCCUCGACCCCCGAUGGCAUCGGCCCCGCAGACCCUGGCCCCCCUCGCUGGGGGAGGAACGGCGGGCAGUGCCACCAUCCUUGUCCCGCUCGGCCUCUCGGGCCCCUGCUCUUCUCACAACAGCGCACGCCCGCGUGGAUUGACGCAAGCGAACCUCAUGCCCGAGAGAGGGCUUCCCCAGGGCAGAAGAUUCCAGAGUGAGUUUGGGGCUGCGUCUGCAGGGGGCGCGCCGCAGGUGACUCUGGGAGCUCCGGGGGCCUCCUGUGCGACAGGUGCAGACCCAGGGAUGUGCUGCUAGGGCCUCAGGGCGGUGGCCGGCAUGGGGAAGGACGGGGAGGACAGGCCGUAGACCCCGACCCAGGGAGGACGGCAGCGUGGCCCCCAGGGAGGGCUGGGCUCGCUCUGGUUGAGCCCCCAGGAUGGCCCUGGGCUGCUCCCGCGUGGGCCCGGGAGGCGUGCCAUCCUCCCCGGGGGCCCGUGUUGCCAGGCGGGGGCUUCUGCAGGGCAGCCAGCUCGGCCGGCCGCCGGGGGUGCGUGGACAGGCCAGCGGUAUGGGACUCAGGACGGAAGCGGGUGGGUUAGACGGCUCUGCGCUGGGCCAGCGACGGCCGUGACCACACUGGGAAGGACUCCGCGGCCCAGCCAACGCCCCCCACAGCCUUUAGUGACCUGGCGUGAGUCCUCCAGAGGAAACCGAGUCAUCUCAGGAGUCCUGUGAGCAUGUGGCCCACGGGCUGCAGGGCUGAGGACCUGGCCCAGAGACCCGGCGCCCGCCAGCUAGUGGUGGCCGAGCCUCCAGCCGGGGCAGCGCAGGGGGGCGGUGGACGGCACCGUGGCCCCCAUCCCGUGGACGUGCUGUCACGUGGCAAGGGUGACUUUAUAGGUGGAAUGGAGGCAACGGGUCUCCAGCUGGGCGCAGGGUCCUGCGCCGUCUGGGGCCACCUGUCCCCUCGAAGUGGACACAGAGGCAGGGUGGUCAGGACGGCCCGAGCAUGAGGUUGCUGUUGAGAGGUGCAGGGACCUGGCCACGAGCCACGGGAGGUCUGGUGGCUCCGCAGACACAUGCCGCAGACACCGGGAGCACGUGGACGCCCGUGAGACUCUCAGCGGCCCCCCAGCCCUGCCCGCCGGGCCCGGACCCGGGGUCCAUGGAAGCAGGAGCUCCGGAGCCUCCCAUGGUGGCGAGGCCCCAGCCUCCACCUGUGUCAUCAGCAGUCCAGGCCCUGCCGACCCCGAGGGCGCGGGAGCUGCUAUAGUGUUCCUCGGGGUCGGGUGCACGACGUCUUCCUCUUUCUUUGUGAUGAGACUGUAUGAUAUUGCCUUAUUUAUUUUUGAUCAUGUACAGCGUUUGCGGACAGACGUUAGCCUGUCGAGUAGGGUUCUGUCUAAAUGAUUUAAGACACUCUGUAAAUAGUGCACUGUUUCAAGUGGCACCUGUUCACUCCCACCAAAACUGAGAACAGCCCGACCCCCGUGCAAAUGGCACGCUUCACCCAGAUGUAUGACGUUCCUAGGGGGCCACAUCCCAGCGUGCGGAGGCCCCGGCACUUUGGGGGGGGCCUGCAUGUCCCUCGGCCACCCUAGUGUGCUGCUUAUGUCCAACCUCAGUAGAGUAGGAGGCGGCUCCGACCUUCCAGACGCUUCCAGGGGCCUUCCGGGCUGCUUGGGGUCUGCGUCCUGCAGGGUGAGCCCCCACGGGCCAGGCGCCAGGAGCCUGCGGGUUUGCAGACUCCAGAGCCACCAGGGCUUCCAGACACCUUCUGUCACUAGAAGCAAUAACUAACUGAACUGUGGAGACAAGCCUGGUCCAAAGCAGAUGCGUUAAUUCCAACACAAGCCAUGUGCACGGGGUUUGCCUGAGGUCAGCCAUGCUGCGGGGGGCCCCGGCUCCUCCUGUAGACCCCGCGCAGGCACCUCCCUCCAUGGGGUGUGCUUCGGGUCACCCUUGGGGCGAGGAAGGGGAGAGGCAAGGAAGGCCUAGCUCUGUGCACAUCUGUGACCCUCUGAACCCCAUGUCCACGUGUCCGCGGGGUGCGGUGUGCCUUGGGACCAGGACGCCCGUCCUCCGUGGUAACCUGCCUGGCGUGCAGGCUCUGCGCCUGGACAGGACCCAGACGGAGACACCACAUGCUGCUUCCCCCGAUAGGCUUGCGGUGCUCCCGUCCCAUCAGCACCCUGGAAGUGGUAGGAAACCCCCACUCUGUCCUGCGGCUCGAGGAGGAAGGGUCCCAGCGGCCUUGUGCAUUUGUCCCGGACCCGUGUGCAUUCCAGCGUGUGUCCUUGUAGUUCCCUGAGUCAGGGUCCCGCCGGCCCCUCCCGGUGUGGCAGGGCCUGAGAGGGAGCUGCCUCCUGAACGUGCACCUGCUGGCGCCCAGUGGUCGGGAAGGGGGCGUACGCCCGCCGUGCACCAAACAGCCCUCUAAGCACUGCUAGCUCCGGUCAGCGCUGUAGAAGGUCACCCCGGAAACUGACCUGACCCAAUUUUAUAGUGGCUUCAAUUAAAAACAUGACGAAACUAACAAAGCAAAAAAAAAAAAAAAUCAAAAAAUCAGUCUUCUCAGAGGCAGUGGAUUUCAAAAUGUUUGGUUUGGUGAAAUCAAUGAGGGGCAAACGGUGGCCGGCCGGAAGCUGGAGCGGACGGCCGCGUCCCCAGGCUCGGACAUCCUGCCUCCCCGCCUCUCCAGCUGUAGGUUCACGCGGGGAGUCUGCGCCCAGCACCCUCUGGGGGACUGGCCGGCACGUGGAAAUGUGACCUUUCUUUUCACAGUAUCUUGGGGUUUGCAUUUGCCUUCCUGAGUCUUAGGCUGGGGGGUUGAAAUCAGGCAGCCUGAGGCCCCCCGUCCCGGAGGGCGAGGGGUGGAUGGUCAGGAAGGCUCAGCGUGGCUCAGCCUCGUGCAUAAGCCCCCGCCGGGGAUUCUGCUAGGAUGGACCUAGGAGGUGGGGGGCUGCUGCUGACCGGCAGGCCCCUGGGGGGCGGGGGGGGGGUCCCUGAUUCUGUGAGAAUGAUGAUGGUGGGUGGGGAGGAGCCACAGGCAGGCCCUGUGACCGAAGACGGUGGGGGCCUCGCAGCCACGACUGUGAGAACGUAGGGGUGCCAGGGUGCCCGAGUGGGCGGGGCGGCCUGGUGUGGCCGGCAGCGCGGGGCAGGGCGCCGUCAAACCGGCCGCGGCCCCUAGCUCCUCCCUGCGUGCCCAGCCCCAGGCCCCCCUGCCCUCAGGGUGCUCCCAGGGACGCCUCAGCUCCGUAAGCCAGCCCGUGUGUGCACACGCUGGACGCCGAUCUUGUGGUGCCGGGGCACGUGGGUCACCGCCACGGCCGGUUCAUUGACGUCAACCUGAUAGCAGAGGCCACAUUCUGGGACUGGACUUCACUAACAGCCUCGUGGUAACGACUCGUACACCUGCGUUUCGUGAUUUCCUUCAAAGUUAUAAUCCACCUGUUCCCCGCCAGCUCUGUUCACAGAGAUAAACUAACUGCUCUGCUGGAGACAUGCUUUACUCACAGCUGUGUGUGCGCACACGCGUGUAUAUGUGCAUGUGUGUACGUGCGUUUGUGUGUGUGCAGGUGUGCACGCAUGCAGGGGGUGUGCACGUGUGUGGAUGUGUGCGGGGGGGUGUGCGCGCUUGUGUUGCGUGUGCACCUCUGCGUGUAUGUGGAUGCGUGUGGGUGUGCAUGUGUGUGCGCAUGUGUGGACGUGUGCAGGUGUGCGUGCACGCUUGUGUCGCGUGUGCACCUGUGUGCAUGUAUGGAUGCAUGUGUGUGUAUGCAUGGUCUGUGUGGACGUGUGCGGGUGUGCGUGCGCACCUGUGUGCAUGUAGAUGCGUGUGGGUGUGCAUGUGUGUGCACAUGGUCUAUGUGGACAUGUGUGUGUGAGCUUGUGUUGUGUGUGCACCUGUGUGCGUGUAUGUGGAUGCGUGUGGGUGUGCACCUGUCUGUGUGGACGUGGGCGGGUGUGCACGUGUAUGCAUCUGGCGUGUGGAUGCAUGUGUGUGUGCAUAUGCAAGGGUGCAAGGGUGCAUGUGCGGACACGUGCACACGGUCUAGCGUAACCAAAGUGAAAAGCAGUUGUGUGUCCCGAGAUGGAGGGAGCGUGCAGGGAGCAGAGUGCCCUGGGUGGGCAUUCGGCGGGACGGCCCGAGAGCCCAGGGCAGGACGUGGCCACGGGCCCAGCAGCGGCCCCGGCGAGGAGCGAAGGCUCUUGUCCGGAUGUUUCCCCCAGAGUCCGUGUGCAGUUCGUCGCAGAGGCGCCGGGUGUCGGGCGCUGCGCGUCACCUCCCCUUCGUGCAGCGGCUUUUAGUUUGGUUUUGCCUGGGCCUCUGGUGCCUGUGGAGGCUGGGCAGGGAGGCCGGGGGCACGGGCGCGGGGAUUCCCGAGGCAGGGCUGGAGGGAGCCUGGGCCUGCCCGCGGCUGCUCCUGGCCCACGCUGGAGCCCCCGCCCCCAGGCCAUGUCCACUGUCCCUCUGCCGUGCAGACGUCCACGGACAGGGGCCCCCUCGGGUGACGUUCUCAGUUGUCCGGAAGCACGCGUUGGCCGUCAGUGCUGACCGCGGGGGCAGCCACCUGUCACCACCACUGGCGGGGGGCGGGUUAGAAACAGCCCUUUAGUCCUUUAUGAGAUCUAUGCGUGGCCCCUGCCUCACGCUGGGUUCUGCAGGUUCGCACAAAAGCUGCAGGAAAGGCCAGUGGUCAUCCGCAUGUGCAGUGAAAACGCGGCUCCUCUGGAAUUCCCGCGUGGUCCCCGUGACUGAGACCCAUGUACAGAGCGCCCACACCCUGCGCACCCGUCACCACCCACGGCCCCUGCGGUGUCCUGAGGCCUCAGGCCCAGAGAGGCCAUGACUUGAGCGAGCCCCACAGCGCAGCGCCGGGGCCGGGACCCAUGCCCGGGGCAGGGACAGUGGCAGGCCUGUCUGUCCCAAGCCUUGGUUUCCACCGUGCUCAGCGGCUCUUUGCCGACCCUGCGUUGGUUGUGAUGGUCUGCACCCGGGGGCCCGCCGCAGUGGGGGGCCCCUGGCAGGCUGGUUCUGAGAGGUUUGCCGCCCAGCCCACCCCUGGGUGUGCCCCGGGCUCGGCCUCCCCAACCGUGGGUCCCCCCAGGACCCUGGAGGCCAGCCCCAGGAGCCCCACCAUGUCCCACUUUCCAGCCUCAGUCUGUCCUGAGAAAGCACAGAGCCUCCUUCAGCAGGGAGGACAGUUGCCUGGGCCUUCUGGCAUCACCUAGGGCGACGAGGGCCCCCAGGAGCCCCCAGACCAUACACGCUUCCCUGCACACCUGGAGCCCAGUGGCCCCCAAGUCCCAGGCCCGAGGCACGUGGGCCCCGGGAGGCUGUGGGUGCAGCUGGCUGUCUCUGCUCUGUCUCGCUUGGCGGUGCAGCCAUCCGGUGCCUCACGCCCCGGGCCCCGGGCCCCGGGUGGGUGGCCAGUGUCCCCUCCUGCGGGUUGGGGGACAGCCAAGGGCAGGUUUUCCGGAGAACGUGGGGAAGGCAAGAUGGGGAUUGAGGAGGCUGGUAGGAAACUGGCUCCUUCGGCUUCUUCCGCUCGGACCUCUGAAGCUCUCCUCGUUUGCUGAGAGCUGAGGUCUAAACAGAGGGGUCGUCCAGGACCAGCCGCCCGAGAGAUCUGGGGGGCCUCCAGGGCUCGCCGCCGCACGUGCUGUGCGGACGGUCUGCGGAGCAGCCACUCGCAGCGCCGUGUCCGUGGGCUCUCGCUCCUCAUGGCGCGGGCCACGGGCCCACCAGCAGCCAGAACUUGUUUCCUGCCUCCACCAGCAGCCCCCGGGCCCUGGGCACGAAGCCCACGUCUCAGGGGAGCGUCCCUAGUGGCGGGAAUCCCGAGGGAGCCCACCCCCCCUUCUCGCACACACCGAGGAGCCCACACUCCCGAGUGUCAGUCCCGGGGCGGGGGGCGGUCUUGCCUUCACCCUGUGCAAACCACGGGCUUGCACACCACACGCACUCAGAAUUGCAUGCCGUGAAACCCCGUGUGUGUGAAGCCCACCGUGAACGUAAACACGCAGCAUGCACAUGCAGGGAGGGACAGGCCCGCCUCGGGCCAUCUGCCGGCUGGCCGCAGAGCGUCCCCGAGACACAGCACAGCCUGGGGCCCCCGCCCGCUGGCCACACGACGGCACAACCGCUGGCCGUGUUGCACAAGGAAGAUGACGUAACGGUCGCCACCACCUCGAGUAGCUUCCAUUCUCGCUGAAGGUAAACCCCAGCACCCCCCCACCCCCCGGAGUUUGGUGAUCGCCGUGAAAGGCCGGGUGGGCCCCUGCACCGUCCGUGUUGGGCUGGGCGUGGCCGAGCCCUCGGGGAUGCGGGGCAGGUGGGCCGGGGGACACGCUCCCCGCCAGUGCUCGAGAACAGCUCUCCAGACAUGGACCCGGGUGACGGGGUCAGAUGAUGGCAGCUCACUGUCACCGGGUGGCUUCUCUCAAUAGAUUUGUAUAAUCAAUACGGGUCUAUUUUUAUGUCAACCCCACACUGUUCCUUCCAGUCUUUUCCAAGAUUGUCCGACCUAGACAAGUCACCCAAUAAUUGGUCCUAUUUUUAUUAACGAACCAGUGAACGGACUGAAAUGUUAACGUGAAUGUACAUUUCUUAAUUGCGACUUUUCUACCGAGUGUUUGCACUAUACUUUCUGGAAUCUUAUUUAACAAAAAUAAAGGGAAAAAAAAUUGCUUGACUAAA